Molecule: messenger RNA, 1223 nt
Organism: Camelina sativa (false flax)
Lineage: Eukaryota; Viridiplantae; Streptophyta; Magnoliopsida; Brassicales; Brassicaceae
Source: RefSeq, a predicted model, not a curated record
AGCCUAAAAGACAUGACAUGAAAGAGAAUGCACCAAACUUGAAGAUUGUGCAUAAUCUUAACGUAACAGCUCCAAGAACAUCAAAGAGACAGCCGCUCCAAGACUUGGGGAAGAACUAGAAGACGAAUCUGCAUAUCUCAUGCACUUAUCUAAAAUUUCUCUUAUUCGCUAUAAUAAUCUCUGCUUCUAUUAUGUACUUUGAAACACCUAUCUUGAAUCAAUACUACUAAGCUAAAUAACGUUUCAAAUUUGCAGUAUUGAAUGUGUCUUGUGUUUUUAUAAAAUACUUUGCCUUGUGCUUUCUUCUGUUGCAGAUGAUCAAAUAGUCUGUUAGCACAUGCACCAAACCUAUUUCUUCCAUAAGAUUUUGAUGGUGGCUGUAAUUUGUUUCGGUUGAAUUGAAUCAAAUGAGUUCCAGGUCAAGUGAUCCUAAUCUGGCCCAUUAGCAUACUCGCUUGUCAACAAUAGUAAAUGUUCUAUAGUCCCACUUAUAACGCAGGUUUAAUACAGUAAUAAUACCCACUACGCCACUCAGUACUAAUUAUCUCACAAUCUAAUCAGCUUCCCCUCGUAAUUACUUUGGCCCUUCCACUCUACCAUUUACUUGUAACAGUCAAGUCCUAAGUGACUAUAUAAACUCUCUAAGGUUAUCUCUCAUUUCUCAUCACAAACAUAAGCAAAUUCACCAUAUCCACUCUUAAUCUUUUUUUCUUUCGACCUUACCAAUCUGCGAGAUAUGGCUAUCAAAUCCAGUUUCAUGGUUACCACGCUCAUGCUCAUGGUGGCUUCCUCCAUAGUGACAGCUCGACCUCUCAUGAAACCAUCUGUGGGCUCGUCGUCUUCCCCCACAAGCCUUGUGUACAGGCUCAGGCUUGAUGAAGAUACAGGUUACUGCUGGGACUCACUGAUGCAGCUCCAACACUGCUCUGGAGAGCUGAUCCUGUUCUUCCUCAACGGUGAGACUUACAUUGGCCCUGGGUGUUGCAGUGCUAUAAAAACAGUUGGACGCAAGUGUUGGCCUACUAUGAUUGGUGUUCUUGGGUUUACUGCACAAGAAGGUGACAUGCUCCAAGGUUACUGUGACGGCCAUGACUCUGACAACAAUGGUGAAGACCAUGCUCUUGCCUCCUCACCACUGCCUCUGUCCGUGAACUACAACAAGCCUACGGUUGCUAGAUCCUUUUAUAACCCUUGAAUCAUAGUAUUCAUUCCGGUUACACGCC